GUUCACAGAAAGGGGAGGGAGGACCGCUGGCUCCCUGGGUCCUUGAUCCCAUCUGAAAGCAAAUAAUGAACUUCUCCCUUUUCCAAACCGCGUUAAUGCCGAAAUAAUUGAUGAGAGGCAAAGAUUCGGGAAUACCGAGUGGAAUUCUGUUCAGGUUGCCAGUGGAAGAAGGAGGCCAGACCUCCGAACACCCUAGAAGGCACGACUGAAAGCAUGCUAAUGUUUGACCCGGUCCCUGUCAAGCAAGAGGCCAUGGACCCUGUCUCGGUGUCCUACCCAUCGAAUUACAUAGAAUCAAUGAAGCCCAACAAAUACGGGGUCAUUUACUCCGCACCGUUAUCUGACAAGUUCUUCCAGACCCCUGAAGGCCUCACUCACGGCAUACAGAUGGAGCCAGUGGACCUCACUGUGAACAAGCGGGGCUCUCCGCCCGCUGCUGGUGGUUCUCCUUCCUCUCUGAAAUUCCCAUCCCACCGGAGAGCAUCACCUGGGCUCAGCAUGCCCUCCUCCAGCCCGCCCAUUAAGAAAUACUCACCCCCUUCUCCUGGCGUGCAACCCUUCGGAGUACCACUGUCUAUGCCGCCUGUGAUGGCGGCUGCGCUGUCCAGACAUGGAAUCCGGAGCCCGGGCAUCCUCCCUGUCAUCCAGCCUGUGGUGGUCCAGCCCGUCCCUUUUAUGUACACAAGCCACCUACAGCAGCCUCUCAUGGUCUCCUUGUCAGAAGAGAUGGACAAUUCAAACAGCAGCAUGCCAGUACCUGUAAUUGAAUCAUAUGAGAAGCCCAUAUUACAGAAAAAAAUUAAAAUAGAACCUGGAAUUGAACCACAGAGGACUGACUAUUACCCUGAAGAAAUGUCACCCCCUUUAAUGAACUCAGUGUCCCCCCCGCAAGCCUUGUUGCAAGAGAACCAUCCUUCGGUCAUCGUGCAGCCUGGGAAGAGACCUCUACCUGUGGAGUCCCCGGAUACCCAAAGGAAGCGCAGGAUACACAGAUGCGACUAUGAUGGCUGCAAUAAGGUCUACACUAAGAGCUCGCACUUGAAAGCACACAGAAGAACUCAUACAGGAGAAAAGCCGUACAAAUGCACCUGGGAAGGCUGCACGUGGAAGUUCGCUCGGUCUGAUGAACUGACGAGACAUUUCCGAAAACACACUGGAAUCAAACCUUUCCAGUGUCCAGACUGUGACCGGAGUUUCUCUCGCUCCGACCACCUCGCCCUACACAGGAAACGCCACAUGCUAGUCUGAAAGCCUGUCUCCAGCUCAGUGUGAUUCCCUGCUCUUCCUGGCAUCUCUCUCUCUCUCUCUCUCUCUCUCUCUCUCUCUCUCUCUCUCUCUCAUCUCCUCCUCCUGCCCGUUAUCUAACUCAUUUUUAUAUGUACAUUUUAAUUUCGAUUCAGCUGGUCUGGAUCUCUGAAUUUAUAUCAUUCAAGACUUCCAUAUGGUCAGUAGUUGAUACUCUAACCCUCCCUCUCCUUACCACGGGUCAGACCUAAAGAAUGUGAACAUUUUUAUUUCCGGGAAUGCUAAGCAAACCCUCCUUACAGAUACAUUUAAUGUAACAAGAACAAGGGAACAUGUAAACUCACGACCAAUUUCUCGGUCUCUCCAUGUAUUCCUCAAAAGAAUGUCAAAGUAAACGUAUUAGAAAUACAGUAUCCAGCCUGCUAGUCCUUGCCAGAGACCUUCGACCUUCUGCCACAUUUUGUGUUUGACGACAGAAAGAAUCCCUUUGACCAGCUAGCAAGAGCCACUUGAUGUCAAGGCGGUCCCACCCUCUCGCCUUCGCCCUCGCCCUCGCCACGAUUCGCUUGUCGGCCUGUCUUACCAACUCGGCUGAAUCAAGUCCUUUGUCCUCUGUGGAGGGCCUUGACACCCCUGGGAGCUGAGGAGGAGCUGUCACUCAGGUGGGCCGUGUGCUCCCACAGCGAGCGCGAGGAAGAAGCAGAGGAUGCUGGGAAUGGAGGAGGGAGUCAGCGACUGCUGGCUAGGACUGGUUGGAGCAUCAGCGUCUGGGCCGUUCACAUUAGCUGUGCAGUGCGUUUGUUAACUGUCCAUCCCCGGGUACGGCUCGGCUGAGCACACCCUUGCUGCCCAGAUGGGUGCCCAGAGGGCUCUCCGUGCCACCGCCUCCGUGCCUGCAGGAUGGUCCUUCAUUGUCGAUCAUGAAGCCUUGAGUAAGGAAUCCACAGAGAUAUUUGCCCAGUAACGUAAAAAGAAACGAAAGCUUUUGAGACAGGGUAUUAAAAUGGUCUCUUCCCCCCCCCCCCACACACACCCCCGCCCCCCUACCUACUAAGAGUGUUUUUGCAAACAGGAAAACAUUGAGUGGUACUUAUUCCCACAUCCGACUAGUCACACAGCGUUCAUAUGCAGCUUUCUGUGUGAGCUGUAUGGUGCCAAACCAGCUGUCAUUUGUGUCCAUGACACAUAGUAUAACAGAGCAUCCAGUAAGCUUGAUCAAAGUCACUCAAUUAAGACCUGAGUGACACUAUUUGUAAAUAUACCUAGUGUGAAGCACAUAGAUCUUUAUUUUGGUGACAGAUUUUUUUUUUUUUUGAAAAAUAAGAGAAAAAAACCACAAUUCAGGGAUUUAUAUAUGUAGCUUGAAGAUUCCCACAAGUUUCUGCCAGAGCUAGCAAUUUCCUGUCGACUACCAGGUACCCUGUUAGGGACAGACUAAAAGCAAUGACUCGUGCUGAUGUUGCAGAUAAAUAGUACCAUUAUUUGGGGGGGGGGCGGGGGGAGUUUUUUAUUUUAUUUUUUUCAAAAGCAGGCUUUUGAACACCACAGUCUAAAUGCCAACCAAAACAGCUCACAUGCAGAAAUGUCACUGGUUACAAAUUUGAAAAAUAAAAUGGGCACAAUGGUCAGAUACGGCUGCCUAUGAAGGAUAGUCCCUUCAUCCCCUCACGAAAGAGGGAGGAGAAGAGAGGGGGGUACUCCUAAAUAUUCACCUCAGCCACAACUCAGGAUCCAACACUACCUGAACUGAGAGGAACACCCUACUUGAUUGUUCCUGAACGCCGGUGAAUGACAGGUCACCUCUUGGAGGCCUGCACAUCCAGGGAGCUUGCUUUGAUGGCACUAUGUUCACAGUUGUGGGGACUGCGCUCGCUCGGGAGGUCCUGCUCAGCCCUGUGAACCAGCUGAGGGGGAAUGUGGGUAAAAACUGCAAAGAAAUGUUAUCUUGGCUCUUGGGUUCCUUUCCUUUCCUUUUUUAGCACUGCAAAAAAAAAAAAAAAAUUCUGUUCAGGCAAUUAUUAAGGUAUGCUAAUUAGGCUCUUGCCUUUCUCUUUGUUUGCAACUAUGACGUGAAUUGAGGAGUGGAAUGUCUUGGGAAAGCAGGGUCUCCCUUGUCGGUGUUCUGUUGCGUUCGUGCCACCACCAUCAUGACUUGAAAUAGUUCUUCUGCAGAGCAUCGAAGAGUCCUGUUUGCUGUUUGUUCCAUUUUGUGUGCUCCAACCCAGUGGGGGUGGGGGAAGGGUGCAAGGAAGGGCCGUUAGCUUCGCUUCAAACCGGAGUCCUUAAUAGCUCCGCGACGUAUUUAAAGUUUGUUCAAAAGUCUUUAUUAUAUUAAUUACUCUUUAGCUUGCUUAGAUCAGAAAGAUCCAUUUUAACUCUGAAAGAAAAAUAACCCAGAGAAGCCAUUCUCUAUUCCCAUGCUAGUCUGAUAUACUUUUAGUUAAUUGGCCCUUACCAAAUUUCCUUUAUAUAUAAAUAUGUAUGUAUGUAUGUAUUUGUAUUUUACUAUUAUAGUUGAGAAAUUUAGUCUCUUAGUUUUUUGGUUUUUUUUUUUUUGGUUGUUUUGGUUUUGUUUAUUUUUCUGUUUUUUGUUCUUUUAGCUGUUUUUGUGGAUGAUACAAGUUAAGAUGCCCUGGAUCUUUGACUUUGGAUGACAUGCUAGGUUCUUGUCAGUGGUGGCUCAGUUGCAGUAAAUUGAUGAGAACUGGCUGUAAACAUGAGGUCAGCACUGUGUAAAUGAUGACAGAGUUCAUUCAAUUACCGCUCAAGUAUCAUCUGGGGGAAGUUCCAAAAAUAACCAGAAUCUUGUGUUUUCGAGUUUCACAGUGGGAGGGUACAUCAUUAAAUGGGCAUUUUGCACUCGAAAGUCACUUGGUUUGGAGACUGUGUGUAGCAUAGCUUUGUUCAACUGAGAAGAUACUAAAUAUGCAGACAUCGCAAGAGCCUUGGAACAGAAUUACAGAGGAGUGAUAUAUGUAUAUGUAUGUUUUAUUAAACACCCACCUGCACUAUCAGUAUUGCACUAAUGUGGAAUUUGAGAGUCUAUUGCUGAUACUGUAAUCUGCACACCAUUCCUUAGAUUGUUAUAAAGACAAUCUCAGAGAUCAAAGGUUUUAUAAUUUGGUUUGAAACUAGAAUUGUCUUGAAGGAGUUGCUAACGUACAUGAAGUCACUUGAGUUCUCUUUAUUCUCUUCUUAAUCAAGGUAAACAGUGUCUAAAUGAUUGCAAAUUCACUUAAGUAAUACAUUUACAAAGCCAUUUUACAUGCAUUAAAAGAGGGCUACAAUGUGUUUUACAAAUACUAGCACUUUUUUUUCCCUGUUAUGUACCUAGUGAUAGAGGGUCAGAAUAAUCUUUCUGCUUGGCAUCUCUUAAACCCUACCUGCAAGCGUAGCAGGCUUACUGCAUUUACAGUUCUUUAAUACUUGUAUAAACUAUGCAGAAAUUUUUAAUAAAGUGUAAUAUAUUUUAUAAGCUAAUAAGACUGAAUGGGUAAAGGUUUUUAGCAUGCAUUAGUAUACUUGCAAAUACUGAAACAUUUUGGUAAUCUUUCUUACUAAAGAUGUGAAUGUUUAAUGUACUUCUCCGUUUCUACCCUGUAGUCCAAUGGGAAUUCAGUAAUGACAUUUUGUCAUGUCAAACUGUGAACAUAAAUUUGUACUGUACAGUCCUCAUAUACUAUAUACAGUAUGCAAUAUAUGUAUUAUAUACUUGUUAAUAAAACCAUCUGAAUAUUA
This is a messenger RNA of Apodemus sylvaticus (European woodmouse), 4983 nucleotides long. RefSeq names its product KLF transcription factor 3 (gene Klf3). Gene Ontology annotation, biological process: regulation of transcription by RNA polymerase II. The transcript has 6 exons. The record is from RefSeq and is a predicted model, not a curated record. Gene Ontology annotation, molecular function: RNA polymerase II cis-regulatory region sequence-specific DNA binding; DNA-binding transcription factor activity, RNA polymerase II-specific. The coding region runs from base 214 to 1248 and encodes 344 amino acids. Lineage: Eukaryota; Metazoa; Chordata; Mammalia; Rodentia; Muridae.